Molecule: messenger RNA, 1403 nt
Organism: Capsella rubella
Lineage: Eukaryota; Viridiplantae; Streptophyta; Magnoliopsida; Brassicales; Brassicaceae
Exons: 7
Coding region: 32-1270 (412 amino acids)
Source: RefSeq, a predicted model, not a curated record
UGAAAGUUUGAGGUAUACUAAAUUACUAAGAAUGAUGCUUAAUCAUAUGGUGACUUUCCUCCUUCUUUGGGUGACCAUAGCACUUGCAGUCGGACCUUUGGCCGGAAUGAGCAAACUUUCCGAUAUCCAUGAGCAGAAGAUCGAGCGACGGUUGAAACAACUCAACAAACCUGCCGUUAAAUCUGUCCAUAGUCCAGAUGGAGAUAUAAUUGAUUGUGUAUGGAUCUAUCACCAACCAGCUUUUGAUCAUCCUUUACUCAAAAACCACAUCAUUCAGAUGAGGCCGAAAAGUGACUCGUUCAUUAGAGACAAGACUAGAGAUAACGACAAGACAUACGUUAUACAUCAAUUGUGGCGCACGAAAGGUGAAUGUCCUGAGGACACUAUUCCCAUGAGAAGAAGAACAAGAAAUGAUCUUUUAAGAUCAGAUUCCAUUAAAACUUAUGGAAGAAAGAGCAACGCAACUAUUUCUCCAACUAUUAAUCACCUCCGCCGUGAUCGUCGGAGGGAAGUUCAUGAGCAUGCGUGUGUGCAAGUCGAAUAUGGUGAAUACUAUGGCAGCAAAAGCCGUAUAAGUAUAUGGAAACCAAAUGUUGUAAAAAAUAGCGAGUUUAGUUUGGCUCAGACAUGGGUCGCCGGUGGAGAUUGGGGCACUGGUUUAAACACUCUUGAGUCUGGUUGGCAGAUCCUAUAUGAUUUGUACGGUGACAAUAAUCCAAGACUUUUCACCUAUUGGACGAGCGAUUCAUACGGAGAGAUGGGCUGCUACAACCUUGACUGUCCAGGCUUUGUUCAAGUGAGCAGAGAUAUUUCUCUUGGUGCAGCUUUCAACGCUAUCUCGACCUACAAUGGUGACCAAUAUGAUUUCCUUCUAACUAUUGAGAAGGAUCAAGAUAACGGACUUUGGUGGCUUAAAUUUGAGACACAUGUAGUCGGAUACUGGCCAAGCGUCAUAGUCCCAAAGCUAGCAAAAUCAGCACGCAAGAUAGUAUGGGGAGGUGAAAUUGCGCAUUAUGUUGAUAACAGAGUGGAGCACACGCAUACGCAAAUGGGGAGUGGCCAUUUCGCAGAAGCAGGGUUUAAGAAGGCGGCUUAUUUCAAAAACAUAGAGUACAUCGAUAAAUCUAAUUUUCCGAUCACACCCUUUCCGCAUAACCUCGAAGCUGGCGUCACUCGGCCUGAAUGCUAUAACCUCAAGGUUGGCUCUAGCCCAAGGUGGGGAACUUACAUUUUCUUUGGCGGACCUGGACAUAACCCUCGAUGCCUAUGAGAUAAUGUUAAAGACCUUGAGAAGUGACAUGAUAUUUUAACAUUUUCUUUUGAAGCUUGUUUGUGACAAAAUUUUCAGAAUUGAUUUCUGUGAUAUAAACUUAAAAGCGUUCUAAAGAUGAUGUGAGACUUAA